This is a messenger RNA of Mugil cephalus (flathead mullet), 3630 nucleotides long. RefSeq names its product BCL2 apoptosis regulator b (gene bcl2b). Gene Ontology annotation, cellular component: mitochondrial outer membrane. The coding region runs from base 585 to 1271 and encodes 228 amino acids. The transcript is spliced from 2 exons. Gene Ontology annotation, molecular function: protein heterodimerization activity; protein homodimerization activity. NCBI's taxonomy places the organism in Eukaryota, Metazoa, Chordata, Actinopteri, Mugiliformes, Mugilidae. Gene Ontology annotation, biological process: extrinsic apoptotic signaling pathway in absence of ligand; negative regulation of intrinsic apoptotic signaling pathway; intrinsic apoptotic signaling pathway in response to DNA damage. The record is from RefSeq and is a predicted model, not a curated record.
AGGUGGGAAGGGAGCUGGAUAUGAGGAGUAAUCGUGGAAGAGGAUUCAGUCCGACCUUGUCUGGCUCGCAGUCCCGCGCCUGGCCGUGCGUAACGCUGCUAAAAUAGUUGGCAGCGUCUAAAGCCCCCUUCAGGCGCGUACAACUUCUGGCUUUCAUUCAUAUUUUUUUUUAUUCGCAACACAUCCACGCCUGGGUGAUGUGCACAGGAAUAGCGCAACAUUAUACUCCAACCUCUUCCGCAUAUUGGAUUUCUAUGCAAAGAGAGAAGGUCGCCAACGUCCGUCCAAGGAUUCGGGAAAUGAAGACUGCUGCUGACACGGACCCGGAAUUUAUGUUUUGACCUAAGUGUAAAGCGUUUCUUUUUUUCUUCAUCUCUUUUUUCGUGUCCAGUUUUGUUCAGGGAUUUUCUUCAGUUUAGGAAGUGUGUGCUCCCUGUGCGGAAUCAUUCGUUGCGUUGCCCGUAUUUGAAUAUAACCCAGUUUUGGACGCGUCCGUGCAGAGCAUUGUAUAGCGCACACGUUCGGUCAUGAUGCAUUUUAUUUAGGACAACCUCUGAAGACGCGAAGUGCCAAAUUAAGCCGGAAUGGCGAACGAGUGUAAUCGCAAUAUUGUGGAAAAGUAUAUCUGCCAUAAACUCUCCAAACGCGGAUACGUGUGGGGAUUUGACGAUGUCCGAGGUGAAGAUGCUGCUAAUAACGGGUUGGUAGUUGACCCUCCGCCGGGUUUGUCCCGCCGGUGCCGUGAAGCCAGCACCGGGCCUGACAGCGAGAGCAACCGCCACCUCUGCAGACGGCUCCCCCAGUCCGAUCCGCACGCCGCCGUCCACAGAGUCCUGCGCGAGGCUGGAGACGAACUUGAAAGACUUUACCAGCUGGACUUCACGGAGAUGUCGCGGCAGCUUUAUCUCACCUCGGACACGGCGCAGCGGAGAUUCGCCGAGGUGAUAGACGAACUGUUCCGGGACGGUGUGAACUGGGGCCGGAUUAUUGCUUUCUUCGAGUUCGGGGGCACGGUGUGCGCAGAGUGCGCGGCCAAGGAGGAGAUGACAUCGCAGGUGAACAACAUCGUGAAGUGGAUGACGGAGUAUUUAAAUGGACCUCUUAACAGCUGGAUACAAGAUAACGGGGGAUGGGACGCCUUCAUUGAGCUGUACGACAGACAGAGGGAAUCCGUCUUCAGCUGCUCCUGGUCCUCCAUCAAGACCGUGUUCGGCCUGGCCGCGCUCGGGGCCGCCAGCCUCACCAUCGGAGCGUACCUCACGCAGAAGUGAACACAGGGCCCUCCUCCUGUGUCGGCUCGACUCCGUUUCUCGACAUCCUCCUCCUCUUCCUCGCGCCUCUCCUCGUUUCCCUCUUUUAAAGAACGCCCCUGACCCCUCAGAGACAACCUUCAAGACUGCUCUGAAUCUGGCUCUCUUCAAAGCCUCUCCUUCGCCUUCUCCCACCCCACCCCCCCACCACCCCACCCCACCCCAUUCAUGUCAAAACAGACACGUAUAAAGACAAGUGAAGGAACCAGAGGCGCGCCGAGCAAAGGGGCGUCUGGAAAGGAGGCGUCUUAGAUGUAAUCGCACUAAGCUGAGGAGAAACGAGGAGGAAUUAGUGGCAUGCUUCUUUUCGUUUUCUUUCUUUUUUUCUUUUUUUUUGCCUGCUUCUAUACUAGAUAUAGCAUGAACGUCGAGUGUUAGUGUAGACCUUGCAUGUGUGGGACCUCUGUCUGGAGGCAUUGAUGGCGGGGGCGAGAGGACGCCGCCGCCUGAGAGGAGCGGCCCCCUGCUUGUUAGGGUGAAGGACCGCGUUUGAACUGUGGACUCCAGUUACUCCAUCACCCGGUCCUUCAAAGGACUUCCUCCACAGAACAGCUGCUCAGAAUGUAUAAUGGAAACAGCUCGCUGCAACCAGCGCAUCGUGUGUCUAUUGCUUUCGCACCAUUAUGCGGCGUGGGGCCCCCCCGGGCCCGAGACGAUGGGCUCAUCUCAAGCUGAGUUUUUUUUUUUUUUUUUUUUUGUGGAGUUUUGCAAAGCAAACUGAGUGGUCUGCACGCAAAAGAUUAUUCUGAGAGGAGCGUGGAGCGCAGCACAACAGAACGAGGUGAAACAAACUGCAUUUCGCAUUUCAAGGAGGUAGGCCUCUGCCGCGUGAACAGUAAGUCCGAGGGGGCAAAGUAACUCCUCAAGCAAAUUGUGUACGUGAUCACCCCGUGGCUAAAUUAUUCCCUGUUAAAGUAAAUCCUUCUCUAUUAGCGCGCUCUAAAAGCUACCAGUUUAUUUUCUACCUCUCUUGCACCUUUUUCCCCCUCACCGCUGCUGCCGCCCCUCCUCUCCACUGAGUCCACUGAAUCGUUUGGGCUCGCCCAGGUUUCAGAGCUGAAGCUGUCGACGGGGUCAAACAGACGCUCGGUAAUCGACAAAAGACGGUUGUUGUUGACGUGGGCUCAGGCGAACUUGCUCGGGCCGCAGAUGACCGAGUGGAAACUACGGCAGCAGUGUUUCAGCUCGGGACUCGAGCCAGCCGGCCGGUCCCCGUGUGCUGGAACCUGAGCUGUCCCUUCUCUCGGGCCUGCAGAUGCAUCCAGUCAUCGAUUUUCUUCCUCUCAGCCUGUUUUAUUGAUGUUUGUCUUGUGUUGCAGUCAGAUCGAAUCAUUGUGGCAACGCUCCUCGCAGGCUCCGAAAUAUUUCAUUGUACAGCAUUUUUUUUUUUGGAAAAGUGAUUUUCUUUCUUUUUUUUUAAAUCUCCAACUUCUUUGUUGCGCGGAUGAAAGAUCUUAAACAUAUUUAUAACAGUACAGGCGCCAGGAGAUGAGAACUAACAACAAAGAGGUUGCAUUUUCUAUUUAUGCAGAGGUACCAGAUCACAGAUUUUACUUCUUUCCUUCUUUUUUUUUUCUUUCUAUAAAAUCACACUGUAACUACAUUUGUUUUUCCCGGCUGCUAUCAUAACAAGAAAAAGAAAUUUCUUUUUUUGUUUUGUCUGUGUCGUAUUAAUACUGGCUUAAGGCUGCUAUACGGUCGAUUUUUAAACUUUUACUCACAGCUUAAACUGCCACAACUCUACAGUUUAGUCCUUAGAGAGCUGGAAACCAAAGUUAACCCGUAUUAAUCUUUAAUUUAAAGUAGCUCGACGAGAACACGCCGCGUGGCUUCAGUUCACUGAGCGUCUGUCCGGUGAGGUCUGCUGGUGAUCUCUCCGCGGAGGGUUUGUCUAGUGUUACUGUACUAUAUCAGCUUGUCAACGUUGUGCUCCGAUGAUGACUCUAUCUGUAAGAGGUUGACCUGGCAGACCCAAAACCUUUAUUAAAAAAAGAAAAGGAAAAAAAAAACACCCAGUUCUCAUCACAGCAGCUUAAGGUGUGUGGUGUAUCCCAGUGAAGUGUAUGUAAGAAGCAGAUGGUGAUUCGUAAGCAGGAGUAGGAACAGUUUAACAGCAAUAUACUGUAAUUUUUUUUUUUUUUUAAUAUAUAUAUUAUCUGUUCAUAUAUGAAUGUAUGGUUGCUGUACUGUUUAGGUCUAUAAUCACAAUCUUGUAGCACUUAAAAAAAGUGAAUUGUGUCUUGUUUACUGCUAUAUCCACGAUAAGCUAGCGGGAUCAUAUUGUUCCUAAUAAAUCAGAUUUCUCAGCAGUCCAAAUUCA